Messenger RNA from Anthonomus grandis grandis, 2430 nucleotides. It is a transcript of the gene PNPase, whose product is annotated as polyribonucleotide nucleotidyltransferase 1, mitochondrial. The record is from RefSeq and is a predicted model, not a curated record. Bases 64 to 2310 code for a protein of 748 amino acids. Gene Ontology annotation, biological process: mitochondrial RNA 3'-end processing; mitochondrial mRNA catabolic process. Lineage: Eukaryota; Metazoa; Arthropoda; Insecta; Coleoptera; Curculionidae. Gene Ontology annotation, cellular component: cytosol; mitochondrion. The transcript is spliced from 8 exons. Gene Ontology annotation, molecular function: 3'-5'-RNA exonuclease activity; RNA binding; polyribonucleotide nucleotidyltransferase activity.
UAGAUUUAAAAUUUUGUAGGUUAGGGUUUUCUUAAUUUUUCCCAGAAAAACUAAUUUAGUAAAAUGCAUUUUUUAAAAGAAACCAUUCGCCUAAAGUUAUUUCGGCUUAUUACAAGACACAAACGAAAUCAUUCUACAGCAAUUAGCGAGGCAGCCAAGAAUCCUCAAGCCACCGUAGCGUUUUCAAAUGGUCGUAAUUUAACAAUUUCCACUGGCCAAUACGCAAAAUUAGCUGAUGGAUGUGCAGUGGGUACCAUUGGCGACACCUCUACCAUGGUGACAGUAGUUUCAAAAGCAAAACCAAGUCCAAGCAGUUUCUUACCUCUGGUGGUUGAUUAUAGGCAGAAAAGUGCAGCGGCAGGUAGGAUACCCACCAAUUUCUUUAGGAGAGAAUUAGGACCAUCGGAAAAAGAAAUUUUAACCUCCAGGUUAAUUGAUAGGAGUUUACGCCCCCUGUUUCCAGAUAAUUAUUAUUAUGACACUCAAGUGGUAUGUAACAUGUUGGCAAUAGAUGGUAUAAAUAAUCCAGAUAUUAUAGCAAUAAAUACAGCAUCAGCAGCUUUAGCUUUAAGUGACAUUCCAUGGAAUGGCCCUAUAGGUGCUGUUAGGGUUGGAAUGAUUGAUAAUGAGGUCUUAAUAAAUCCAACUAGAAAGGAACUACAUGAAUCUAAAUUAAAUUUAAUCAUAUCUGCCACUAAAAGGAAUUUGGUGGUUAUGCUUGAAGGCAAUGCUGACUCAAUACCAAUCCACGAGCUGCAGAGAGUAAUAAAACAAGGCACAAAAGAGACUCAACACAUCAUAAGUGAAAUAGAAACCCUUCGAAAGGAGCAUGGCAAACCCAAAAGGGCCAUAGACCCGAUCCUUACCCUUAGCGAAGAAGUCAAUGAAGCCCUGCGAUCUUUAUCGGAAAUGAGAAUAAAAGAAAUUUUUCAAAAUUACACCCUAGAUAAGAUUGCCAGAGACAAUGCCCUGAAUGAGGUCAGAGGAAAUGUCUUGGAAAAAAUCCGAUUUUCAUUCCCAGAUAGUGACUCAAAUUUAGUAAGUGAGGGCUAUAAUAAAUUGGUGAAGCAAAUAUUCAGAAAUUUAAUAUUUGAAAAAGAGCAGAGGUGUGAUGGUAGGCAACACGACGAGUUGAGAAACAUCAGCUGUCAAGUGGAUCUUUAUAAACCUCUGCAUGGCUCGGCGGUGUUUACCCGAGGCCAGACUCAAGUUUUAUGCACAGUUACUUUGGAUUCACACGAGAGUGCCAUGAAACUAGACCCGUUAAGUAUAGUGACUAGUGGGGUUAAAGAAAAGAACUUCUUCCUCCACUAUGAAUUCCCCCCAUUCGCUACUAAAGAAACUGGUCGAAUUGGACCAAUUGGAAGGAGGGAAAUGGGACAUGGCGCUUUGGCAGAAAAGGGACUUUUCCCUACCAUACCCAGUGACUUUCCUUUUACCAUAAGGCUCACGUCGGAGGUACUGGAAUCUAAUGGUUCCAGUUCGAUGGCCAGUGUAUGUGGGGGGAGUUUGGCACUGAUGGAUGCAGGAGUGCCGGUCAGUUCACCCGCGGCUGGAGUUGCCAUCGGUUUAAUCACUAAAUACGAUGAGAAAAAUUGUAAUGUUGAGGAUUUUCGACUGCUGACUGAUUUGUUGGGGAUUGAGGAUUAUUUAGGAGAUAUGGACUUUAAAGUGGCUGGUAGUAAAGCAGGUGUAACAGCUUUACAAGCAGACAUAAAAAUUCCCGGUCUACCACUGAGAAUAGUAAUGGAAGCGUUAGAAAAGGCAAAACAUGCACACCGGCAAAUCUUACAAAUUAUGCACGAAUGCAUACCCCAGCCGAGAAAAGCGAAGAAAGACAAUUGGCCGGUAGUGGAAAAAUUGGAAGUUGAACCGCAUAAAAGACAUAAAUUUUUAGGUGUAGGAGGAAUUAAUUUAAAAAAGUUGUUUGCCGAAACUGGAGUUCAAGUAUCUCAACUGGAAGACACGACUUUCCAAAUCUUCGCACCCAAUCAGAGCGCCAUGGACGAAGCCAAAGAAAUUAUAGAAAAAAAUUUAGCCACUGAACGAGUUCCAGAAUUACAAUUUGGGGACAUUUAUAAAGCGACUAUUGUGGAAAUUAGAGAUAUUGGGGUUAUGGUGACUUUAUAUGCAGGCAUGCCCCCUGCUUUGUUACAUAAUUCACAAUUGGACACAAGAAAGGUGGGUCAUCCGUCAGCUUUGGGUCUAGAAGUCGGUCAGGAGCUGCAAGUGAAAUAUUUUGGAAGAGAUCCAGUUUCAGGCCUCAUGAGACUGUCUAGAAAAGUUCUAACUGCCGCUAAAGCUUCUUAAACAGAAAUAAAUUACGUUUAUAGACAUUUUUUUAAAGAUUUGUACAUAUUACUAAGACUGUGAUUAUUUUUAUCAGGAUUUUGUUUAAGAAUAAAAUACACGUGUAUGUUUUUAAAAGAA